Messenger RNA from Neoarthrinium moseri, 420 nucleotides. RefSeq lists its product as uncharacterized. The transcript has 2 exons. The record is from RefSeq and is a predicted model, not a curated record. Lineage: Eukaryota; Fungi; Ascomycota; Sordariomycetes; Amphisphaeriales; Apiosporaceae. Bases 1 to 420 code for a protein of 139 amino acids.
AUGCAGCUCCAAUUUAUUACCCUUCUCGUCGGUCUGGUUGCGGUUUCGUCCGCCGCCGUCGCUGAUGUUGAAGGUGUCCGCAAUGUCGCUCGGGACUCCAUCGUCAUAAGUCGCCAGGCCAACGGCAAUCGACCGACCCCCAGCGGCGCCUGCUGCGUUGCUAGCACAUCGUUGAAACAGGACACUUGCACCGCCACUGAUGGCACUCAGGGCAGAUGCGUCCCCGGUGGUAACAACUUGGCUGAUGAGAAUCCCCUUGAAGGUGGAGGCACCCUUAGCUGUGUAGCGCAGUCCAAGCUGACUUGCGAUGCUGCCAUCAUCGAGCGCGGCAAGAGCCUUUGUCGGGCUAAUGCCGGCAACGGAAAGUUCAUCGAUGGUGCUCAGACUAUUUCAAGCUUGAGCCAGGCCAAGGUCAACUAA